CACUGAAAAAGCAGCAGAGAUCUCGGGAGUGUAUGAAGCUCGCUGUUAAGUUCGGGCUCCCUUCGCCACGCAGACUCAGCCAGCCUACGUGAACUAACCAUGAGUACAUCAGAGUCAUUGGAUCGAAUGGAACUCUGCGAAAGUCUCUUGACAUGGAUCCAAACAUUUGGAGUGGAAGCAGCAUGUAAGACAGUUGAAGAUUUGACCAGUGGGGUCGUAAUGGCCCAAGUCCUGCAAAAAAUAGAUGUAUCAUAUUUUAAUGAUGCUUGGAUUACAAGGAUCAAGCCAGAGGCCGGGGACAAUUGGAGGUUAAAGGUCAGCAAUCUAAAGAAAAUCUUGAAAGGCAUACUGGACUAUUACCAGGAGGUCUUAGGUCAACACAUUAAUGAUUUCACAGUACCAGAUGUAAAUUUGAUAGGAGAGCACUCUGAUGCUGCAGAACUCGGGAGAAUGUUACAACUCAUUCUGGGCUGUGCUGUUAACUGCGAACAGAAACAAGAAUAUAUCCAGACCAUAAUGGUGAUGGAGGAAUCAGUACAGCAUGUUGUCAUGACCGCCAUUCAGGAGCUAAUGAGUAAAGAGACUGCUGUCACCCCUGGAGGAAAUGACUCGUAUGUAGAUCUGGACAGAGAGCUUAAGAAGACGAUUGAGGAGCUGAAUGAUGCUUUGGCAACCAAGGAAGAGAUUGCUCAGCGGUGUCGCGAGCUUGACUUGCAGGCCCUCCAUGCCCAAGAGGAGCGUGAUAGACUGAGGUUAGACUUUAAUGAGCUAGAAGAGAGGGUAGCGGCUCUGCAAGAGGAGAAGAGCAGUCUGUUGGCAGAAAACCAGGUCCUGAUGGAGAGACUUAACCAGUCUGACUCUAUCGAGGACAUAAACAGCCCUGCUGGACGUAGACAUCUCCAGCUGCAGACCCAGCUUGAGCAGCUACAAGAAGAAACCUUCCGUCUGGAGGCGGCAAAAGACGACUACCGGAUCCGUUGUGAGGAGCUUGAGAAAGAGCUCCUGGAUGUGAAGUCCCAGAAUGAAGAACUCACGUCUUUAGCAGAUGAAGCCCAAUCUCUGAAGGACGAAAUGGAUGUGCUUAGACACUCAUCUGACAAGGUUUCCAAACUGGAGGGCACCGUGGAACAUUACAAGAAAAAACUGGAGGACAUGGGGCUACUCAGGAGACAGAUUAAGCUUCUGGAGGAGAAGAACACAGUGUUAAUGCAGACUAAUGUCAGCUUGGAGGAGGAGCUUCGAAAGGCCAAUGCUGCCAAGGGUCAACUGGAGACCUACAAGAGACAGGUGGUCGAACUUCAGAACAGACUUUCAGAAGAAUCUAAAAAGGCUGACAAGAUGGAGUUUGAGUACAAACGCCUCAAAGAGAAAGUGGACUCUCUACAAAAAGAAAAAGAUCGUAUGCGAACAGAGAGAGACUCUCUUAAGGAAACUAUUGAGGAACUCCACUGCGUUCAGGCUCAAGAGGGACAAUUUACAUCAAGUUUGUUCCCACUAGGGGGCAAUGAAGGCUCAGAUUCCUUGGCUGCUGAGAUCACCACUCCAGAAAUCCGGGAACAUCUGAUUCGCCUUCAGCAUGAAAACAAAAUGCUGAAGCUGGCCCAGGAGGGAUCAGACAACGAGAAGAUUGCUUUGCUGCAGAGCCUGCUGGAAGAUGCCAACAGAAGAAAAAGUGAACUGGAGACAGAAAACAGAUUAAUCAAUCAGCGGUUGAUGGAGGAGCAGAGUCAGGUGGAAGAGCUCCAAAAGACGGUGCAGGAACAGGGUUCAAAAGCAGAUGAUUCAUCAGUUCUGAAGAAGAAAUAUAAUGAACAUGUGGAGAAGUUGCAAGAAGUGAACAACGAGUUACUGAAGAAAAAUGCUAUCAUCGAUGAAAUGGAGCCUAAAUACAAUGCCAGCUCCCAACGAGUGGAUGAGCUUGAAGAAGCUCUGAAGAAAAAAGAUGAAGAGAUGAAACAGAUGGAGGAGAGAUACAAGAAAUAUCUUGAAAAAGCAAAAAGUGUUAUUCGGACGCUGGACCCGAAACAGAACCAAGGCUCCGGUCCGGAAGUUCAGGCCCUGAAAAACCAGCUGCAGGAGAAGGAGAGGAUGUUGAUCUCACUAGAGAAAGAAAUGGACAAGACAAAAAGCCAGCGAGAUCACGAGGAGAAACUGAUUGUUUCAGCCUGGUACAACAUGGGCAUGUCUCUGCAGAAGAAGGCGGCUGAAGACCGACUUGCCAACACCGGCUCUGGUCAGUCCUUCCUGGCCAGACAGAGACAAGCAACCAGCACACGUCGCUCCUACCCAGGCCACGUCCAGCCAGCUACCGCAAGAUCCAUGAGGUAAAGAUUCAGGGCAAGGAGGCCCAAAUCUUGCACCCUUUUUUUUUUCUUCCUGCCAAAUCCUAUUUUAACCUUGACUCCCAUCCAGUGAUGCAAGACUUCUUCUACCUUAUUUGAACCCCAGCAUAAUUUUUUAUAUUGAGUAAUCACUCCAAACACCCUUCCAUCUGACCUCUUGCUGAACUUGUUUUGUGUGAAAAACUUUACCACUCAUCUAAUCUGGACCCAGGUGCUCAGAAGACUUGCAUCUUUUUGAAAAGUUAUCUUUUUUUGAUGAGGAACAGCUCUACCUUUUCAUGCAGUAUUUAUGCACUUCUCUACCUGUGACAUUCACUUUUAUAGGAGAAUGACUGUCCUGCUUGAGGUUUACCUGGCAGCAAGGUCUAAUGUUUAAGUUUUAUUUAACAUACCUUUUUACAGUUGGUCUUAAUUAACUGAUUCAUAGGAAGAUUUAUGCUAUUUUUAUUUUUUCUGUAAAUGUCUGAAUAAGGUGAUAAUGGUUUUUAGAUUGACUAGGCUACAGUUGGAAAAACGAAAGCAAUAAUUGGGAAUUUUUAUUUUUUCAAAACAGGGGUUUGAAGAUGCUUCAGAAGGUGAAUGUCAUAAUGAGCUGCAGUGCUGGUCAAAAGUUUUAUCAAUUUAUUUCAUUUUGGUUUAUUUGGAAUGUUUCUUCUUUUUGUUUGCAAGGAGUAUUUAAAUAGCAAACAAACGGAAGUAAUUUUUUCAACAUAUUUUUAAAAUAUUUUUUCCUAUUCAUAUCAUGUUCAAAAAUAUUUGGAUAUAUUUAGAAAUUGAGAAAAUUGCUGUGGUAUUAACUGACAUUUUUCAUGAAGCUUUUCCUUCUUCAUUGCAAAAAGCCCCCACUAUACAUGAGCGUCAGCAUUUCAGCUGCUACUAAUGUAGUUUAAAUGUGUCAUGGGAGUUAGACUGCUUUCAGUUGUCCGCCUGACACUUGGAAUAUAGUAAACUACUAAAUAUUGCAGUUUUUUACAGUUACAAUGUGGCACACAGGUAUUUUGGUAAUGAUUGCAAUUCCCUAGUCUCUCAUCAUCCCAACAAUGAGGACAUGUAAACUUCUGACCUGCACUGUAGAUUGUUAAAUGUUCCUGUGUGGUAGGAUUUUGGUUAACUUGUUUAGUAAAUAAUAGGAUUCUGAAGCGAAACCACUGGAUCUGGUUUUUAGCUUUACCAGCAUGUUCUGGUUUGUGUUGAACGUUUGUGUGCCAUAGAUUUUUACUGUCUGUUAUUCUCAACAAACCAUUUUGCAGGACUUUUCUCCAAGAUAAAAUACUUCAGAGGUUUUUAGCCAUGCCAUUGUUUCAAAGUUUGAAUCACGUUGUUAUGGGGAAAACUCUGAAGUAUUCAGAAUUGAAAAAGAUGAUCUACGUUUCCAUAUAAGAAUUGUAGAUGCUCCUUUCGCAGGGGUUGCACAAAUUGUUUUGCGUCAGAUUCCUUUUCCAUUCUCUCUUUGACCCAAAUAUUUCAUGACAGGUCUUCUAUUAACUUCAAUUUUAAACUGACAUGGUGCUUUUUAUGCUAACCAGCUCUUCCAUCUGAUCAUAACAUCUCUCUCUCCUCCUUCUACAGCAAUAUCACUGCAUGACUGGUAUGCCAAUGAGCUACUCCUAGCCUUGUGCGGCUGGGCCCGGCCUUGUCCCCCUGUGGCCUGCCCUGACCUCGGGCUGGGCUAGGCUGAGGCACCUGAUGCAUGAACCUGCCUGCCUACUGUUUGCAUGACCCCUCUGUGUUAUUUCAAGCCUUCAAAAUAACCCGUCCCUCUAUCGGCUGCAGCAGCAUGAGCACUAACAACCCUUCCGCAUUGUUAUGCAUCAUAAUCUCCAGGCAAGUCUGAUGAAGGAUUUGGGAUCUGCAAAGAAAAAAUCUCCGAUUCUUUUUUUCCACCUUCCAUGCCAGUAGUCUGAUGUUAAUGUCCCUGUCCUCCCUCCUUCAUACCUUCUAACUCCACUGUUACACCUGAUGGACACAUCCACUAGUGCUUUCACAUGCAACAAGUCUGUUACAAUGCAGUGUGUGUUUCAAACAUCCCAGAAGGGAUCAGAGUACACCAGUAUUUCCUGUCCAUCAACCUGUUUAGUAUUUAUGAAGAUCUUGUCUUCGGCUGGCUGUGUCAGAAUACCUCAGUGACAUAUUUCCACAGAUCCAUUUCAGUCUGCAUGACUGAGAGGAUUAAUGUGUUAUUUAAGAGGUACAGCCUGCAAAAUGGUCUUAUUUAGAGUUUUCUCCCCUUUAAACUGUUGCGUCACGUCUGAGCUGUAAUUUUUUGGAUUGGAUCUUAAAGAGUUUUUUGUUUUUUUCUUAUUAUUUUAAUUUAAUCCAGGUGUAGACCACAGCAAGUUUUGAACAAAGCAAAAGCUUUUGGGGGCUUUCCUCUGUUGCCUUGUUUUUAUGAGCUGAAGGUGGUAAAUAAUGUGUGCUAUAUUGACAGUGUUGUUACAGAUUAGUUUUUAUUUGAGUUGAAAGUCCUCAUUAAGCCUAAUCUCAUCUCUUUCCAGCCCUUUUUCUACAUUAGAAUUUUUUUCAUCUUACUUUUUAAUUUAUUUUUGGAGUGUAGGCCACAAUUUUAGCGGGGAUUGUAAUUAUACCAAAAAGCUUAUCUCUUUUUUUUUAUAUUCAUAAUUUAAAAUUACAAUAUUAGAUUAAAAGUGCAUUUGCAUUGGUAACCCAAUGGGCAGUCUGUUCACUUUAGGGCCUAAAGUAAACCUCAUGUUUAGGCUGAGUAGUAAUCAGUUAAAUGAUGUGGAAUGGCAGAAAAAGGUUGCAGUAAUUAUAACUUCCUUUAAGGAAAUCAUCAAACCAGCAAAGAUAGAAGAAUCUUCCUUUCAGGUCUGGUUUUCAGUAUUAUCAGAGCUAAAAGACUUGCAGUAUCAAAGUAUGUUGGCAUUUUUUGAUCAUGGAAUAAGAUGCAGUUCACUCACUUUUAAGCAAAUUCAGAUGUUUCUGUCAGCUAUGUGUGUAUGAUUUCCGGUUUUGUAUUAGUAAAUGUUUUAUUUAAUUUUUAUUUUCCAGAGUUCAUUAAAAAUCUGAUCCAGAAUCUGACAGUAUGGACAAGUUGCAAGUGUUAAACCCUAAAAGCGAAAGAUGGUUUAAUCCUCCAGUUGAGUGCCUUUUGUUUAUGAUUUAUCAAAAGGUUUUGAAAUUUGGAUUCAAUAAGUUACAAGGUUUAUUGAGUAUUUACACCAAAAAAAAAACUCAGUUUGUCUUUAUCUUGACAGUAACUUAACUCUUAAGUUUGGCUUAAUGGGAGAUUUUCUCCCCAAUGUUUUACUCAUACUUCUUCUAUUGUGUAAUCAUAGUUUAAUCCAUUUGCAUUUUAAUCCAAUGCAUUUUAACCUAAUGGCUUAUUUAUUAUUUUUUGCUUGUACAGCAGUGUUAACAUUUAUUUUUUAUUAGUAGUAUUAUUAUAUUAUCAUUUAUACUGUUACAAUGGAUGUAAUUGAGAUCAAAAUACUGUUAAAUAACAUAUGCAACUAAAGGAAAAGGUUUCUAGUAUUAAAGCAUUUAUCUCCAAGUAUAAACUAGAGGAGUGAAAGUUGCGGUUCUUGUACCGACAGUGUUUACAGAAAAAAGAAUUCCUUUUCAUUUUAAACACUGCGCAAAUAAAUUUGCACUUGUAAUUGAGUAUGAUGCUUUCCUUUUGAACAAAAGACGCAAAGCUACAUUUUAAUUCUCACAUCAACUAGAUUUGCAGCACUCAUACAAAUGACCUUUUGAAUUUAUGAACGAUUGACGUGAGAUUGGUAUAUUGGUAGCAAAAAUGAUCAUCAAAUAAAACUAUUUUUUAAAACGGUGUUGAAAUAACAUUUAAGAACACGGAUGACUAAUGUUUCCAGUAUUUUUUUGUUUUCUAUUUGAAUCAUAUUUUUGUAAAUUAUGCGACAUUAACUCUUUUUCUGUUUGUAUUUACAAGUAAUGUUACACAGACUUCUUUUGACCGUCCAUCCUCAGAACAUGGUUUGUAUAUUUUGCAAACGCAUCCACAUUGUGGUUGACCUGUUGACAUUUACGUCAGGAAUUUGGGCAAACCUUCAUUAUGAACACUCAUGUAAAAAGAAAAAGAAGCAGGUUUUCUGGUUUCCUCCUUGCAUCCCUAUCAAACCACCCACUGUAAUUUUGCCUUUGCAUACCUCCAUUACCUGAUUACAGGUGGGGCCAAUUUGUUGUCCUUUUCAAUGCACAUUUCUUGGCAAUAAAGAAGGGGUUAAAAACCUGGUCUGCUGCUCUAACUAAAACGUUGAAACUCACUUCAGUGUUCAAAGAACAAGUAUUUUUCAUAAAUAUGCUGAAACCCAUUGAAAACUAUCAUGUCUGUAUUUUUACAUGCCUCGUAUUCCCUAGAGUUUUUUUUUCAUUUGGCUGGUAAUAUCACUAAGGCUCUGACAAAUGAAUUAGAAAGCUGAAAUGAACAACAAGGGGCCUUGUCUGGUUAUUGUUCCAUGAAUCCCAAAGUAGCAAAUAAUGUCCUAUUUGCCAAUAUUUUAUAUUGCUUGUAUAGAAAGACAAAUUGUACAUAACAUUUGUGGUAGUGUCGUAGAGCUGUUUAAAUAUUUGCGAUUGAGGAAAUCAGAAGAUCAUGUCUAGUAAGGUGGAUUUCAUCUCACAUUUAUCCAACAAGGAUUACGCUGGUGAAAAUGUGCUUCCGACACCAUGAAACUUAGAAACCACGUUGUAAAUAAAGCUUGUAUAAAACA
Messenger RNA from Poeciliopsis prolifica (blackstripe livebearer), 7033 nucleotides. RefSeq names its product hook microtubule-tethering protein 3 (gene hook3). Gene Ontology annotation, molecular function: microtubule binding; dynein light intermediate chain binding. The coding region runs from base 100 to 2328 and encodes 742 amino acids. The transcript is spliced from 25 exons. Gene Ontology annotation, cellular component: centrosome; cytoplasm. Gene Ontology annotation, biological process: cytoskeleton-dependent intracellular transport; cytoplasmic microtubule organization. Lineage: Eukaryota; Metazoa; Chordata; Actinopteri; Cyprinodontiformes; Poeciliidae. The record is from RefSeq and is a predicted model, not a curated record.